Psilocybe cubensis is the source of this 1641-nucleotide messenger RNA. RefSeq lists its product as uncharacterized. The coding region runs from base 1 to 1641 and encodes 546 amino acids. Gene Ontology annotation, biological process: ergosterol biosynthetic process. The transcript has 8 exons. Lineage: Eukaryota; Fungi; Basidiomycota; Agaricomycetes; Agaricales; Agrocybaceae. The record is from RefSeq and is a predicted model, not a curated record. Gene Ontology annotation, molecular function: iron ion binding; oxidoreductase activity, acting on paired donors, with incorporation or reduction of molecular oxygen; monooxygenase activity.
AUGACGGUUAGCCUGGAUUGGUUCCGCAGUAACUGCCUCUUCGUUGCUGGUCUUGCGACGGGCGUACCAUUGCUAGUUGUUCUGCUUAAUGUUAUUUGGCAACUGAUUCUGCCUCGCCGAUCAACCGAUCCACCUAUUGUCUUUCAUUGGAUACCCUUUGUAGGAUCAGCCAUCUCAUACGGAAACGACCCCUUGAAAUUUUUCUUCGAGUGUCAACAAAAACACGGCGAUGUCUUCACGUUUAUUCUCCUCGGUCGUCGAGUAACAGUCGCCUUGGGACAGAAAGGAAACAAUUUUGUGCUCGGAGGAAAGUCUACUGUGUUCAACGCGGAAGACGCAUACACGCAUCUAACGACCCCCGUGUUUGGGAAGGAAGUGAUUUACGACGUACCGAACGAGGUAUUCAUGGAGCAGAAAAGAUUCAUCAAGGUUGGGCUAUCCACAGAACAUAUGCGAUCAUACGUCGGCAUGAUUGAAGAAGAAGUAGAAGAAUUCCUACAGCACGAUCCAUUGUUCAACACACAUCAAAUCAGAGGCAGUCCAGAAUGGGGAUCCUUUGACGUCGUCAAGUUCAUGCAGGAAGUCACAAUUCUCACAGCCUCCAGGACACUGCAAGGAAGGGAGAUACGGCAAAGCCUUGACAAGACAUUCGCCGAGCUGUACAAUGAUCUCGAUGGCGGGUUCACGCCCAUGAAUUUCAUGUUCCCAAAUCUACCUUUGCCUAGCUAUAGACGACGAGAUUGGGCGCAUAAGAAGAUGAGUGAAUUCUACAUUAAUUUUAUCCGCAAACGCAGGGCCUGCGGUAGUGACGACCACGAACCCGAUAUGAUUUCUGCACUUAUGCAGCAGAAAUAUCGAAACGGACGUUCCUUAACCGAUAGGGAAAUUGCCCAUAUGAUGAUCGCACUGCUCAUGGCUGGUCAACAUACUAGCUCUGCCUCUGGGUCAUGGGCGCUUCUUCACCUGGCUGCGAAUCCUGACGUUGCGGAUGCUUUGUAUAAGGAACAAGUCAAGCACUUCCAGACGCCCGCCGGCACGUUGCGCUCGUUGACAUACGAAGAAUUGCGUGCGCUACCAGUGCUGGACUCCGUCAUCCGCGAGACGCUUCGCAUCCACCCACCAAUCCACAGUAUUAUGCGAUACGUGCGCGAAGACGUUCCCGUCCCUGCAUCGCUCUCCGCCCCAUCUGAAAAUAGCAUUUAUAUCGUACCGAAAGGACAUUACGUCCUUGCCUCUCCCGCCGUCAGCCAGGCCGAUCCAAAUAUCUGGAAUAACGCGGGCGAAUGGAAUCCAUACCGUUGGAAUGAUGCGCAGGGCGUUGCAGCUCAGGCGCUGAAGACGUAUAUCGACGAGUCUGGGGAGAAGGUCGACUAUGGGUUUGGAGCUGUAAGCAAAGGAACAGAGAGUCCUUAUCAGCCCUUUGGCGCCGGGAAACAUAGAUGUGUCGGUGAAAAUUUUGCCUAUUUACAACUUGGUACUCUGCUUUCCACCGUCAUCCGUCAGAUGGAGUUGAAAAUUGAGGAUGUUCCUCAUAACGACUAUCAUCAAAGGAUAAACGAGCAUUUCAUAGACUAUGAUUACUAUGCCCAAAACUCCCAGAAGAAUAUCCUACCGAAGAAGGAUAAUAUAAAUAGACCUUAG